AUGGCGUUUCCUCGUCGCCUGGCCGCUCAUGGGCUCGACAAAAAUCCCAUCCAACAAAAAGGAAUGGCACGAAGCGAUACAGAAAUAUGGCCUUCAACAGCGCACUAUCGAGCAACUGCUUCUGAUGCCAGGAGUGCCAGAACAGGGAGUUUCUCUGCAUCGACUGUUCCAAAAGAAGCAUUCCUUACCAUCCGAUGCAUUUGGCCUGCAAAGAAAAGGCCCAAAGAUGCCUCCACGUAUAUUGCCAAUCUAGAGUAUUUUUUCAAUGAAGAUCAUUCCGGCGAUGCCACAAAACUUACAGAAACAUCCUUGGCCUCGAUAAACUGA
This is a messenger RNA of Histoplasma capsulatum G186AR, 327 nucleotides long. RefSeq lists its product as uncharacterized. Bases 1 to 327 code for a protein of 108 amino acids. NCBI's taxonomy places the organism in Eukaryota, Fungi, Ascomycota, Eurotiomycetes, Onygenales, Ajellomycetaceae. The record is from RefSeq and is a predicted model, not a curated record. The transcript has 2 exons.